Molecule: messenger RNA, 1551 nt
Organism: Raphanus sativus (radish)
Lineage: Eukaryota; Viridiplantae; Streptophyta; Magnoliopsida; Brassicales; Brassicaceae
Product: probable protein phosphatase 2C 21
Exons: 10
Coding region: 165-1271 (368 amino acids)
Biological process (GO): protein dephosphorylation
Molecular function (GO): cation binding; protein serine/threonine phosphatase activity
Source: RefSeq, a predicted model, not a curated record
AAAAAGGAAAACAUAUUUUCGUUUUUUUAUUUUUUAUUUUUUAUUUUCCUUAAAGGAUUUGUACAUCUGAUCUCAAGUAGCUUCAAGUGGUUGGUCUUCUCGUCCCGAUCGAGUUUCUUUGGUUCUCAAGAAAAGUCUUUCCUUUUUCUUCUACCUUAAAAGAGAUGGGGACUUACCUAAGUUCUCCCAAAACUGAAAAGAUAUCAGAAGAAGGUGAGAAUGAUACGCUUAGAUAUGGUUCGUCCUCUAUGCAAGGUUGGCGUGCCACCAUGGAAGAUGCGCAUGCUGCAAUUCUUGAUCUGGAUGAUAAGACAUCCUUCUUCGGUGUGUACGAUGGUCAUGGAGGCAAAGUUGUAGCAAAGUUCUGUGCAAAGUAUCUACACCAGCAGGUUCUCAGUAACCAAGCAUAUGGAGCUGGAGACGUUGAAACAUCUCUUCAAAGAGCAUUCUUUAGAAUGGAUGACAUGAUGCAAGGACAGAGAGGGUGGCGAGAGUUAGCUGCGCUCGGCGACAAGAUGAAUAAGUUUAGCGGCAUGAUUGAAGGAUUCAUAUGGUCACCAAGAAGCGGUGGUGACGUCAAUAACCAGCCUGAUAAUUGGCCUCUUGAGGAUGGUCCUCAUUCUGAUUUCGCCGGACCUACUUGCGGGUGCACAGCGUGUGUAGCUCUUAUUAAAGAUAAGAAGCUCUUUGUUGCAAAUGCUGGUGACUCACGUUGUGUGAUAUCGAGGAAAGGUCAGGCUUAUGACCUUUCUAAAGAUCACAAGCCUGAUCUUGAAGCUGAAAAGGAAAGGAUAUUAAAAGCUGGUGGCUUCAUUCAUGCUGGGCGUAUUAAUGGAAGCUUGAAUCUGACCAGAGCCAUUGGUGACAUGGAGUUCAAGCAGAAUAAGUUCUUACCAUCUGAUAAGCAAAUGGUCACUGCUAAUCCAGAUAUAAACACUAUUGAUCUAUGUGAUGAUGAUGACUUUCUUGUUGUUGCAUGUGAUGGAAUCUGGGAUUGUAUGACAAGCCAGCAACUGGUUGAUUUUAUCCAUGAACAGUUAAAAUCUGAAACAAAGCUUUCGACGGUAUGUGAAAAGAUUGUUGAUAGAUGUUUGGCUCCAGACACUGCGAGUGGUGAAGGCUGUGAUAAUAUGACCAUCAUCUUGGUCCAGUUCAAGAAGCCUAAUCCAUCCGAGACCACCGAAGCAGAAGCAGAAGAAGAAGCAAAAGAAGAAAUUAAAACAGAACCAAGCCAGGAGGAGGCCCAGGACGAGCCGAGCUCAUCAAGCUAAAUGUCCUGAAAAGGAGCCUAGAGGGGAGAUUUGAAUGUCUUUAUAUAUCAUUUGUCUUUGGUUCAACAUUGAAAAUGCUUUUGAGUGUGGGUUAGAGAAGCAGAAGCUGGCAUUUAUUGGGAUUUCAGUUUUUUUUUCCUCAGUUUUCACAGCUUCUCUUUACUCAACAGACUCUGGUUCUAUCGGUUCCUGUAGUCAGAAAAAACGACUUUGUAUAGUUUGUCUUGUGAUUUGUGGGAAAAAUGUUGGUGUAUUCUUCAUUAAGGAGUUAUAUUGCUUC